Penicillium bovifimosum is the source of this 861-nucleotide messenger RNA. RefSeq lists its product as uncharacterized. Lineage: Eukaryota; Fungi; Ascomycota; Eurotiomycetes; Eurotiales; Aspergillaceae. The transcript is spliced from 2 exons. Bases 1 to 861 code for a protein of 286 amino acids. The record is from RefSeq and is a predicted model, not a curated record.
AUGCAUGCAUAUGAAACUGAACCAGAACACAUCCCAGCCACUGACUUGUAUGCAGAUAUCCCGCUCUACGGACGGUAUCGGCCCAAGCCAGGCGACUUCUCCGUUAAACCAGAGCACAUCGGGAGUCAUUCUGCCGAAGCAAUGCGAUACUGGGAGUCCGCACUUAGCCUAUGUGAUGAGUCUACCCGGAUCUAUCCUGCCGACGAAGGUGGACGUGAUGUGUUCGCACUUGGAAAUAUUAUUGUGAAAUCGAGUCAUCUUCACCACGAACCUGAGAUCGAUUAUUCGUUCGCCGAUGCCAAUGAGGUCGAAGCUAUUUCUAUUGCGAAGGACGUACUCACAGGUAUUAGAGUACCGGAGAUAUACUUUGCUGGGAAGAUACGUGGUCGCCAAGUACUUAUCCAAGAAAGACUUCCAGGCGUUGCUCUGUGUGUUGCAUGGCCAUACCUUUCAAAAAGCCAAAAGCAGUCCUUCAAAGAGCAAACACGGGCGAUACUAGGCCAGCUGCAUACCAUCAAGCCUCAAGACGGACGUCGGAUUCGGUCCCAUGUUGUCCAAGAUCCUAGUAUUUGCUGUAAUGGCCGGAUCAGUCCCCUGGAAGGGGAUAUUAUCUUUUCACACACUAAUGGUGAUGCGGACUUGAGCUUUAUGCACAAUGAUUUUACCGAAUCCAAUUGUAUUGUGGACAAUGACAAGAUCGUGGGACUUAUCGAUUGGGAAAUGGCCGGGUUCUUCGGUUGGAAGACGGCUGGUGAAAUCCAUCGAAGGGUUCGGACGCCUCAAAGGGAACAUUUCGUGAAUGUCUCCCUGAGUGAAGAGGAGCUCCAGGAUAUUAUGUUCUGGAAUGACCUUUAUGACUGA